Molecule: messenger RNA, 156 nt
Organism: Dentiscutata erythropus
Lineage: Eukaryota; Fungi; Glomeromycota; Glomeromycetes; Diversisporales; Gigasporaceae
Source: the annotation of a GenBank genome assembly
AUGAUUGAACAUUGUGGAGGUGUAAAUUACGCUGGUUGGAAUCACGCUAAUAAUCGAGUUUUUUGGAGACUUAAAAGAGGUGAAAAUUUCUCUCCAAGAAUGAAAUGGUUGAACGUUGUGGAGGUACCUUCAUAUUCCGAAACUAUGACCGAUGGU